GGGGCUCUCACGUUGAUGCAGUGCAGUGUUCGGACUUCAAGUAAAUAAGCAGUAUUUAUUAAAAAACAGCUGAUUUUUGACGCCGAACUAACAAAACUGUGGUCAUGUCUCAGAGGGAGCUGAAGGAGGCGUUUGUCAGUAAUCUCAAUGGGACCAGUCUGCAGGAGGUGGCACUGGGCUCAUUUCUCGCCCCGCUAUGCCUCAUCCAGAGAGGAUUGAUAAUGAUCCUCUACCAUCAGGCCAAAGGGACUCUCCCACUCCCACUCCCACUCAUUUCUCACCUUCUCCUGGACUUCUCUGUGCUCAUUCUUCCCCUCGUCCUGUCGUGCACCGUUCUGAGCAGCUCUCUCCACCAGGUCAUCGUGAGCCUAGCCGUCGUUUCAGCUUGUGUUUUAUGUUUUAUCUAUCGUAACAACACCCGUCCUUCCACUCAACACCAGAGCACUAUCAGCACCUUUCUUCAGAGUCACGUUCAGUUCGACCAGGUUCCCUUUGUGACUCUUUUCCGAGUGCUUGUAAAUGUGAAAACAGCUAUCAGCAUCCUCGCCGUAGACUUUAGUGUCUACCCAAGGCGAUAUGCUAAAGCUGAAAUUUAUGGGACAGGUGUUAUGGACUUUGGGGUUGGAGCGUAUGUCUUUGCAAAUGCUCUUGUGUGUCCAGAGGCACGGGGGAAGAACAUCUCCGGAUCCAAGAAAAAUCACAUCACAAAGCAGCUCCUGUCCGUUUGGCCUCUGGUCGUUCUUGGCAUGGUGAGGCUGGUGAGCGUCAAAAUGACCGGCUACCACGAGCAUGUGAGAGAAUACGGCGUCCACUGGAACUUCUUCUUCACCCUGGCCAUCGUCAGAGUUGUGACCUCUGUGAUUUUGGCUGUUUUACCAGCCAGACGGUCCUGGAUCUUUGCCCUUCUGAUCGGUGGACUUUAUCAGCUCACUCUGGAGACAUCAGGGCUGAAGGACUUCAUCCUCUACAACAAUGACAGAGAAAAGGACUUCCUGCAUGCUAACAAGGAGGGCAUAUUCUCUGUACUGGGUUAUGUAGCCAUCUACAUGGCAGGAGUUCAGGUGGGACUCUAUGUGAUGCAGCCAAGAUCUCAGGUUAGACAGUGGCUCAAAGCACUUUGUAACCUCUUGUUGGGAAGUUUUGUCCUGUACAUUGCUUUGUACAUAUGUCAGACACUCGUGGAUCCAGUUUCUCGCUGCUUAGCUAAUUUAUCCUUCUGCAUCUGGAGUACCGCUCAGUCUUUGUUCUUUAUGUCCUUCCUCGGCAUAGCUGAUAUAGUUUUACUGUUUUCCAAAAGUGCAUCAGGCUGUCACUUUAUACCGUCAUCGUGGAAUUUAGAUAAGAAACAAUCGGACUCUGAGAAAAAGACGGGCGACGUGGACAGACGCUGCCUCGUUCAAGCCGUCAGCAGGAAUCAGUUGUUGUUUUUCUUGCUCGCAAACGUCAUGACAGGACUGACCAACUCCUUAGUGGACACGCUCAACUGUGGCAGUUUGUUUUCAGUGUAUGUUCUGCUGUCGUACAUGUUCGUGAACUGCUUGGUAAUAUAUGUUUUACAUCUCUGUGGAAUCACAGUAAAAUUCUGGUGAACUGAUAUUUGUUACUGUAACAUAUCUGUGUGUUUGGGAUUAUUUGAGGUGACACAAUUUAAAAACACUGGGAAGAGGUAAUGCUAUAAGACGAUAUGAUCUGUAAUGCUGGGCAUGAUGUGUUUAUAUGUAAAUGAAUACAUACCUUGAUAGAAAUGUUGUUGUUGAAUGCAGCAUGUUGUUAUGUGAGCUCUAGAGCUUUUACUCUUCUGUAUAUAUUCUGUAUAUAUGUACAUAUGUUUGAUCCCAACAUCCUGCUCAGAUCUCAGUGGCUGCAACCUCUAUACUUAAUUAAAUUAUUCUUUUUAAGCAACAGUCUAUUCACCAUC
Larimichthys crocea (large yellow croaker) is the source of this 1918-nucleotide messenger RNA. It is a transcript of the gene pigw, whose product is annotated as phosphatidylinositol glycan anchor biosynthesis, class W. NCBI's taxonomy places the organism in Eukaryota, Metazoa, Chordata, Actinopteri, Sciaenidae. Bases 105 to 1589 code for a protein of 494 amino acids. Gene Ontology annotation, molecular function: glucosaminyl-phosphatidylinositol O-acyltransferase activity. The transcript is spliced from 2 exons. Gene Ontology annotation, biological process: GPI anchor biosynthetic process; protein localization to plasma membrane. Gene Ontology annotation, cellular component: endoplasmic reticulum; membrane. The record is from RefSeq and is a predicted model, not a curated record.